Molecule: messenger RNA, 830 nt
Organism: Centropristis striata (black sea bass)
Lineage: Eukaryota; Metazoa; Chordata; Actinopteri; Perciformes; Serranidae
Gene: rpl6
Product: ribosomal protein L6
Exons: 7
Coding region: 26-799 (257 amino acids)
Biological process (GO): translation
Cellular component (GO): ribosome
Molecular function (GO): structural constituent of ribosome
Source: RefSeq, a predicted model, not a curated record
UGUCGGUCUUUUUUUCAUAGCAGAGAUGGCAGAGGGAGACAAAAAGGCCAAGAAGAAGCACGGGAGCCGGAACCCGGUUCUGGCCAGGGGCAUUGGCCGCUACUCCCGGUCCGCUAUGUACGCCCGCAGGGCUAUGUACAAGAGGAAGACCAAGACCACUGAGACCAAGAUCGAGAAAAAGAUUAGGGUGAAGCCCCAGGCAACUGUUGUCAAGACAGUUGGAGGAGACAAGAAUGGAGGCACUCGUGUUGUCAAGCAGCGCAAGAUGCCCCGCUACUACCCCACAGAGGAUGUUCCCCGUAAGCUGAAAAGCCAUGGCAAGAAGCCCUUCAGCCAGCACAAGAGGAAACUGCGUAGCUCCAUCACUCCUGGAACAGUCCUCGUCCUGCUCACUGGUCGCCACCGUGGAAAGCGUGUGGUCUUCCUGAAGCAGCUUUCAAGCGGUCUUCUGCUCGUCACUGGCCCUCUUGCCUUGAACAGAGUACCCCUGCGCAGGGCUCACCAGAAGUUCUGCAUUGCCACCGCCACCAAAGUUGACAUCACUGGCAUGAAGAUCCCUAAAACUCUGAACGAUGCCUACUUCAAGAAGAAGAAGCUGAGGAGGCCCCGUCACCAGGAGGGAGAGAUCUUUGACACAGAGAAAGAGAAGUACCAGCUGACAGAGCAGAGGAAGGAGGACCAGAAGGCUGUUGAUGCACAGCUCCUGCCCCUCAUCAAGAAGGUACCUCAGCUCAAAGGGUACCUGCGCUCUUCCUUCUGCCUGUCUAAUGGUGUCUACCCCCACAAGCUGGUUUUCUAAAUGUGUUGUAAUAAAGAGUACCACCGUCUAA